UGUCGCGUCAACUGAGAAUUCGUUCAAGAUUACUGAACACCAGGCUCACGAGACUUCGCUGGAUUUCAUGGCGUCUUUGUCAUCAUACUGAAUAGGCUCUUGCUUAUCUGACUGUGCACUGUGCAGCUGCAUACUCUUGAAAUGUAACCAGCCCGCAGACACCAUCGCGCCGUCAAGUUUGAAUGUAUAAAGGUACCCAACCAUGUAAAUUAUCAACACCCAGUACUGAUAUUCGGUAUCCUAUCCUGAAAUCGCUCACCAUGCACUCCUUUCUCAAGCUCAUCUUGGGCACAGCGCUUCUUGCCUCUAAUUCCAUUGCUACAUAUUCUCACAAAAAGAUUUGCACGGAUUACGAGAUCCCUGUUACACCAACAUCCGUCAAUCUCGUCUGGGGUAAGAAGUUCGAGACGAACUUUGAUGUCGUGGAUUUCAUCAGCAACAUCAAUAGCAGAACGGCAGCUACCUCGUUCAAUCCCUACGACUCGAGUUCAGCACCGGUGUUGACAACUGCGUCAUAUACCAUCUCGGCGACUUUCUGUACCCCAACGAAGGGUGCGAGUGGAAUUGUCUUACUCCUAAGCCAUGGUUUGAAUUUCGAUCGAAGUUACUGGGACCCGGAGGUGUCCAAAGAGAAGUACAGCUUCGUAGAUUGGGCGAUCGCGCGAGGAUAUUCAGUCUUCUACUAUGAUCGACUGGGCGUCGGGAAGUCUACUCUAGUUUCCGGCUACGUCAACCAAGCAUCUAUCCAGAUUGCCAUAUUGGAAGAGCUUGCUACGUCUGUACGAGCUGGAAAAGAUAUCGGGGCACUUGGAUCGCCAAAAUCUCUCGUCCUGGUGGGACACAGUUUCGGAAGUGUGCUCUCGGCAGCCCUCGUUACUGCGAAGCCUUUAAUUGCAGAGGGAUUGAUCUUAACUGGUUUCAGCUUCAAUGGGACGAACGGCGCUGGGUUCUUGGAAGCAUUCCAGCCGCGUAUUGCAUCUGGAGAGAGUCCAAAAUGGAAAUCACUAGACUCUGUAAGCGCUCUUUUGCUAGGUAUGAAGUACAUCGACUCACCAGAAACCUCGCAGGGAUAUCUGACGCCGACGGAUAUUUACUCGAAUGUGAACGCGUAAGCGAGUACCUGCCCAUUUCGUAUCCAAGACUAAGUCAAAGCAGGUUCUUUAAAGCUCCAGAUUACGAAGUAAGUAUCGCCAAAUAUGCACACCGAAACCGACAGCCAUUCGGCAUCAAUGAAGCCAUCUCCGGAGGACUGCUUAAUCUAGCACCUCUGAAUUUUACAGGCCCAGCUAUGGUAAAUUCUCGUGUCACACGUCUCGUGAACGUACGCUGACCGGGAGCAGGUCAUCGCAGGACAGUUCGAUCUAAUCUUUUGUACUGGACAGUAAGCUAAUAUAGACUUACACCAUCUACUAGAGCUUGAAAAUUGAUAACGGCGUAGGUGCGAUGAAGUGAUUGAGCACCCUGCCAAAGAGAUUUUCCAUAAGGUGAAAGCGAAAGCGUUCAAAGCCGUCAGCUACCCGGGGGCUGGGCAUGGAUUGAAUUUCGCUUUCAAUGCUACGGGAGCGUUUGGGCUGAUAACUGACUUCCUGGCUUCGAACGGGCUGUAAUCGCGUUUCAAGGUAAGCGCUCAGGCAGCUGGGAGAGAGAUUGUGAUCAUUUAGAAUAGCUACCUCAGAUAGUGCACUUGUAACACGCUUUAUCAAUCUCUUCGUCUGCUAGGACGGGCUCACCGAUCGUCCUUGAUUCAAUACUCAUGCUCUUCCUUUUCUAUCUUUACUUCAUUCUCUUUCGAGGGCCACCUCGAGAUUUCGCAGAACAUUCAGCUAUCCCACUGAAGAUGCUGAAAUCAUGGCAAAGAAAACCCCGUUAGCACCUCAAGCAUAACCAGUCGGAGCUUCCAGGGAUGAGAA
Molecule: messenger RNA, 1910 nt
Organism: Cadophora gregata
Lineage: Eukaryota; Fungi; Ascomycota; Leotiomycetes; Helotiales; Ploettnerulaceae
Exons: 4
Coding region: 183-1112 (309 amino acids)
Source: RefSeq, a predicted model, not a curated record